UAUUCACCAUGAAUGAUAUGAGUGGCCAUGGCAAUGGAAUGGCGGCCGCACCAGCAACGAUGAACAGUACCGGGAUGAUUCACCGCCACAAGAUGAUGAUGCACAUGACAUUUUUCUGGGGAAAGAACACCGAGGUCCUCUUCGAUGGUUGGCCUGGUAAAAACAAUACCGGCAUGUACGUGGUGGCCCUGAUAUUUGUGUUUGUGAUGUCGGCCCUAGUGGAGUGGAUCUCUCAUAGCCGGAUUAUCAAACCGGGUGCAAGCAACGUUGCUGCGGGUCUCAUUCAAACUUUUAUGCACGCCAUUAGGGUUGGUGUUGCCUAUAUGGCGAUGCUUGCUGUCAUGUCUUUUAACGGUGGUAUUUUUCUUGCGUCCAUUGCUGGCCAUUCUUUUGGUUUUUUGGUGUUUGGCAGUAGGGUUUUCAGGAAGACAGAAAUCCCAUAUUCUGUGAAAACCUCAGAUCUACCUCCAAUGGCUUGUUCUUGUUGAUAAGUUUUCUCU
Molecule: messenger RNA, 500 nt
Organism: Pistacia vera
Lineage: Eukaryota; Viridiplantae; Streptophyta; Magnoliopsida; Sapindales; Anacardiaceae
Product: copper transporter 1-like
Exons: 1
Coding region: 9-488 (159 amino acids)
Biological process (GO): intracellular copper ion homeostasis; copper ion transmembrane transport
Cellular component (GO): plasma membrane
Molecular function (GO): copper ion transmembrane transporter activity
Source: RefSeq, a predicted model, not a curated record